Molecule: messenger RNA, 1203 nt
Organism: Miscanthus lutarioriparius
Lineage: Eukaryota; Viridiplantae; Streptophyta; Magnoliopsida; Poales; Poaceae
Source: the annotation of a GenBank genome assembly
AUGGAGCACAUUCCCACACCUCCCGUGGCGAUCCAUCCCCGGAUCACCGGCGGCCGCAGGCAGCCGCUGCCGCUACCCCUGAAGAGGGCCCUCCUGGCCGCUAUCACUGUCGCGGCCGCUCUCUCCAUCCUGUGCAUCCUGUCCUUCACCGACACGCUGUCCUUCCUGGGGUUCCGGCCCCGCGACGUCGACAAGAGGGACGGCAACCGGAGGUACCUUUACUGGGGAAGCCGCGUCGACUGCCCCGGCAAGCACUGCGGCUCCUGCGCGGGCCUCGGGCACCAGGAGUCCAGCCUCCGCUGCGCCCUCGAGGAGGCCCUCUUCCUCGACAGGGUGCUUGUCAUGCCUGCAAAGAUGUGCCUGAAUUCAGUGCACAAUACAAAGGGGUUCCUUCAAUCAAGCAAUGCAACUUCACAACAAAGGUGGGAGACAGGUUCUUGUGCAAUGGAAUCUUUAUAUGACAUCGACCUCAUAUCAAGAACUGUACCUGUUAUUUUGGAUAAUCCACGCUCAUGGUACGAGAUAAUAUCAAGAAGUACAAAACUCGGUGAGGAUGGCUUGGUGGUGCAUGUGCAAGGGGUUAGCAGUGCUGAACUCAAACAAAAUUCAAAUUACUCUGGUGCUCUCCUCAUAAACCGCACAGCAAGUCCUCUUACUUGGUUUAUGGAGUGCAAGGACCGGACCAAGCGUAGCUCUGUGAUGUUGCCAUACAUUUUUCUGCCAACAAUGGCAACAAGGAAACUGAGGGAUGCAGCAAACAAGAUGAAAGAGAUACUUGGUGACUAUGAUGCUAUUCAUGUGAGACGAGGUGACCUACUAAAGAAUAGGAAAGAUAGAUUUGGUGUUGAGCGAAGUCUUCAUCCUCAUCUUGACAGAGAUACUCGCCCUGAGUUUAUCAAGAAAAGAAUUGCAAAGUGGAUUCGACCAGGUCGCACUCUUUUCAUUGCCUCAAAUGAAAGGACCCCAGGCUUCUUUUCAUCUCUAUCAGACAAGUACAGGCUAGCAUAUUCAUCUAACUUCAGCAGCAUAUUGAAUCCGGUAAUCGAGAACAACUAUCAGUUGUUCAUGGUGGAAAGGUUGAUUAUGCAAGGCGCGAGGACGUUUGUGAAGACAAUGAAAGAGUUCGAUAAAGAUCUUGCUCUCUGUGAUGAUCCAAAGAAGAAUACCAAAGACUGGCAGGAACCAGUUUAUACAGAUGACUGA